CUUGAGAUAUAGUCACGACAUUCUCCUCACUUUGAACAUUUUCGCUUUGAGAUGGAAAGUAUUACAAGAAGGAAGGGUUUAUGUUAGACAGAAAUUAAGCGAUAAUCAGCUUACCGUCACUGAUAUCAGAAACAUGAUUGCCGAAG
Messenger RNA from Racocetra fulgida, 146 nucleotides. The record is from the annotation of a GenBank genome assembly. NCBI's taxonomy places the organism in Eukaryota, Fungi, Glomeromycota, Glomeromycetes, Diversisporales, Gigasporaceae.